This is a messenger RNA of Cryptomeria japonica (Japanese cedar), 2738 nucleotides long. RefSeq names its product DEAD-box ATP-dependent RNA helicase 9, mitochondrial. Lineage: Eukaryota; Viridiplantae; Streptophyta; Pinopsida; Cupressales; Cupressaceae. Gene Ontology annotation, molecular function: ATP binding; nucleic acid binding. The record is from RefSeq and is a predicted model, not a curated record. The transcript is spliced from 9 exons. The coding region runs from base 495 to 2246 and encodes 583 amino acids.
GCUUCCACUUAAUUUUGACAAAUAGAUGUCUACUAUAAAAUACUUCUUUUGAAGUGUAAACAUGCCAUCCAUUUAAUCACUACUUUGAUAUUUUUUAUGACAUAUGUUGAUAACUUAAUUGCUUGAUUGUGGGACCAAAACCCUCCAUAAAUAUACCCAUUUCACGUCCCCGCUCCAGCCCCUCUCUCCUACUUUCUUAAAACCACAUAAGUCUACAUUUUAGUUGAUUUUUCCCAUAUAUGACAUUUUUCUUAUUGGCCUAUCGUAUGGUGAAACACACUUAUAGAAUAUACCGGGACAAGAUAUUUUUCUUGGGCUUUAGGGUUUAAGACACACCAUACAAAUUCAUCAAUCGAUGCUAUCAUUCAUAUGCUAAAACCCCAGUCAAAUACAUAAGGGUUUCAAGGCUUCGCAGGUUCUCUUUUCUGAGAACCACAGAGUUUCAUAUACAGCUCAAUUUCUUCCAAUCAGUAAGGAAGAAUUAACAGGGAAAAAUGCAGGCAUCCAAGCUAAACAAAGCCGCAGCCAUGGCGCUACGUGCAAUAGCACAAGGGGGGAAGAGAUUCUCGUUGCCGACUUAUCUCCCAAAAAAUGAAAGCCCUCUAAACCCUUUGUCGGCAUAUUUUUCUGGGGCUUUUGGAUAUUCAGUGCAGCGCAGUAUGCAUAUCGAAGGCCCAUGCAAUGGAAUAAAAGGUAAUGAGUUUGCUAGGUUCUAUUCUUCUGUUGGAGCCUUUGGUCCCAAGGCAGCCUCACCUGCAUUGGCGGAGUUCGCAGUUGCUGAAGACUAUGGUGUUGCUGACUCUGAUGAUGGGCUGGAGAUUGCUAAGCUUGGGAUUGAUGCGGAGAUUAUUGACUCCCUUGCUAAGAAGGGUAUUGCUAAAUUGUUUCCUAUUCAGAAAGCGGUGUUGGAUCCAGCAAUGCAAGGUCGUGACAUGAUUGGCCGAGCCAGAACAGGAACUGGAAAGACUUUAGCUUUUGGAAUUCCCAUUCUAGAUAAAAUCAUUCAACACAACCGUAAAAAUGGGCGUGGCUACAAUCCUAUGGCUUUAGUUUUGGCUCCUACACGUGAGCUUGCACGACAAGUUGAAAAAGAAUUCAUGCAAGCUGCACCGUGUCUUGAUACUCUUUGUUGCUAUGGUGGGGUACCGAUACGUAGCCAAAUUGACAUUAUCAGAAGGGGCCUGGAUGUGGUUGUUGGAACUCCUGGUCGUGUAAUUGAUCUAAUGAAUCGAGGUUCUUUAAUUUUGUCGGAUGUUCAAUUUAUUGUGUUGGAUGAGGCCGAUCAGAUGCUUGCUGUUGGCUUUGACCAGGAUGUUGAGGUUAUUAUGCAGAGAUUACCCAAAAAGAGACAGAGUAUGCUGUUUUCUGCCACAUUGCCUUCCUGGAUACAUAAUCUUUCAAGGAAAUAUCUGUCUGAUCCACUGCUUGUAGAUCUUGUAGGUGACUCUCCUCAGAAGUUGGCUGAAGGAAUUACUCUCUAUUCUAUUGGGGCGUCUACUUAUGGAAAACGUUCAAUUCUCAGCCCGUUAAUAUCUGAACAUGCCAAAGGUGGAAAAUGUAUUGUUUUUACUCAAACCAAACGAGAUGCAGACUAUCUUUCAACGUCAAUGAAGCAGGUUCUUGGAUGUGAGGCACUGCAUGGUGAUAUUUCUCAGAGUCAACGAGAGAGGACUCUUGCUGGUUUUCGUGAAGGGCGUUUUAAUGUGCUGAUUGCUACAGAUGUUGCUGCGCGUGGGCUUGAUGUUCCUAAUGUUGAUCUGAUUAUUCACUAUGAGCUACCAAAUUCUUCAGAAAUAUUUGUUCAUAGAUCUGGGCGCACUGGACGCGCUGGUAAGAAGGGCACUGCAAUACUUAUCUAUAGUGAGCAACAGUCCAGGGCAGUGAGGGGUAUUGAGCAAGAUGUAGGUUGCAAGUUUAAAGAGCUUCCCAAAAUGAAAGAAGAAAUAGACGAUAGCUCUAUGGGACGUGGUGGUGGUUUUGGAAUGAGUCGAUUUGGUAGUUCAGGAGGGAGUCGGUACAGUGGAUCAGGUGGCGGCUAUGGUGGAGGUGGCAGCUAUGGCAGUUCUAGAGGUGGAUAUGGAAGUUCAGGAGGUGGGUAUGGUAGUACUGGAGGUGGUUAUGGCAGUUCUAGAGGCGGUUCUGGAGGUGGGUAUGGCAGUUCUGGAGGUGGAUACAGUGGUUCUGGAGGCGGGUAUGGUAAUUAUGGCAAUUCUGGAGGUGGAAGGAAAUCUAGCGAAUCUCGUUAAAAGGCCUGAGUUCAAGUGGACCAAUUUCUUUCUGGUAAAAAUGGAAAGUACUGUAACAACCUAUGUGAUCUGGAUGGAAGUUGCUUCUGGAUCCUUACAGCAAAUACAGCGAAUUAGGAAGAUAAUUGACCCAUAAAUGUGCUCUAGCCACAGUACUAAACAAUAGAAAUUGAUUUUUCCACCUAUUCCUUAAUAGUAGUAAUAGUUUCUCUGUACGAAGAUUUUUUUUGGAAAGGUCUGCUUCCUGUAUUUUCCUUUGGAAUUUACGCAUGCGUUACCUCCUGUUGUAGCAUAUUUUUGAGGUGGGGGAUUUUAAUCAUACGGAUCUUUGUAAAGAACAAACUCUUCUAGUUAAUAGGCCUGUCAGAGUUUAUUACAGGGUUCUAUAGAAACAUUUAUUAUACGUACCUAUAUAAUAGGAAAUUAGUAAGAAUGCUAACAUCGAGUUUCUUUUGAAUUUAAUAAAAAAAGAACAUCUAAUCCUUUUCUCCA